UUACUCUUAUGAAAGGAAGUGCUUCUAGGGCAACGUUUGGCAACACUUUUCUAUAAUAUUCUAAACUAAAAAAAAAUACGUAAACAAUACCUUGUUAUUUUUUUUUAAUAUGACAUCGACGAAAAUUAAAACGAAUAGAUCUAGAUCAUUCUAUAAAGAGAAUCCUCCAAAUUGUUCAUCAGAUCUACAACUAAUCAAAGUAAAAGAUAAACCACCUAACAUAAGAAUUCCAAUUCAUAGCAGCGUAAAAACACCACUCAUUGACUACAAAAAGCUCUCAUGGCUCUGCCCUGUAAAUACCAAUAAAGCAAAUGACAGAAAUGCUGCCUAUUCAGAGAUAGAUCAUGAAACAUUCAUGCUAGAAUAUAAAAAAGUAUUUAUGCCAGAGUCUCCUGUCAAAAGAUGUCUACAGUAUUAUAAUGAUAAAGAAAAAGAACAGAACAGUUCAAGUUCAAGUCUAAACACUCUAGCUGUUAACACAACUACAUCCCCCAAAUCUCUACAAAAUGUGAAUGCCUCAGAACAACCAAGUUUUGAUGUUAGAGAUUAUUUGCCUCUUCUUCACCGUGUAAAGAAAACAGAAGAUAAAAAAGUUCUUCAAAGAGAGAGUAUACAAACUUUACGACAGAUUUUAACAAAGCAUCCUUUUGAACGAACAGCAACUGAAAAUGAUCUUAUCUUUUCUAAUCUUCAAAAUUUUGACUUUUUUAAAAACAACAUUGAACCAGAUGUUUUGAAGGAGUUGUCUGUGUUAGCUCAACUGGAGACUUGGCCAGAUGACGAUUUUGUGGUUUAUGGUAAAACUGGCAUUCACAUGGUUCUAAAAGGUUCAGUGGUGCCUAAAUACACACCAUAUCUGGUAGCAGGUGUGGAUGGUGUGUACCCCUCAAAAUUUACAUGUUGUGAUGAGGAUGAUUUACCUCUACUUUCAGCAGGAGAAUGUUUCGGGACUUGGCUAACGUAUGAGGAUCCCUUUUCAGAAGAACUUAGUGUCAUAACACUGGAACCAAACUGUGAAUUUCUCAAGUUUACUGUUAGUGACUAUAGACGUAUCAAAGAGCAUAUAAAGCACAGAGAGGAAUCAGAAAAGUUGGAUUUGCUGCUGCACUGUGAGCAGUACAAGCUUUGGCCUAAACAACCUUUGUCUUCUCUAGCGGAAACUGUUGAGUGGGUUGUCUACCCUCCUAAUACCGUUCUAGCUAGUGAAGGUUACAAGUCACCAUUUAUUGGGUUCAUCCAGUCUGGAGAAUGUCAUGUACUUCGACAAGUGGAGGUCUUUCAUACUUUAAAAAAUGGGAAAAAGGAACAACGUACACAACAAGUAGUUGUUGGGAAACUAAGCCAGUACUCUUCUUUUGCUGAAAUCAGUUUAUUGUUAGAUGAACCACUGACAUGCUCAAUAAUAACAACAACAAAAGUCAGACUAGGCAUCAUACAGCCAGAGAAAUUAAUCAGUCUAGAUGAUGUAACCAAACAAUUAUUACGGCAAUCUAACACAAGGACAUUUGGACACCUGUCUCAGGAAGAGAUUCAAACAGAAUAUCUCCAGCAGGAACUCAAGAGACAAUGGAAUGAAUUCAAGCAUUCUCAGGUGCUGGAGGUCAUCAAUGCACGUGGCAUCAGGCCAGGUUAUGGAAAGUGGUCCAAAAAAUAAAAAAACUAGAAUCAAUUUGUUAAACUUUUCAACUGUGAAGCCAUAUUAAAUGACUAAACAUUUAUUUGAAUCAAUUGACAAAGUUGUUUUUUUUUUGUCUCUUUGCUGAUAACUGAAACCCCCCAAAAGUUGUUUGCUAAAAGAACAAAAACAAAUAAGUAUUUAGUUUGGAUAUCCCUUAGACACAAACACAUUAUGACCCUGGACAAGCAUAAAUUAUUUAUUGGGGUGGGAUGUUGAAAUAAAGACAAACUGUAGGUAUAACUAUUGCAAUGAUGUUUUAAAAAAAAUUACAUACUGGUAACAAUAAGAUCAUUAGUCAUCACAAAGUACAUAGAAUCCCAAUUCAUCAAUCACUGGUGGUGUAUGUGCAUGUGUUUUAUAUUUGCUUGUAUUUACUUCUAUAUCUUUAUUGUUCUAGUAAAAAUGCUGGGUGGACAAAUGUAGUCAGACUGAAUUUUUAUUUGUUUGAAACAAUAAAAUUAUUGUAUCUUAAUAAAUUGAAUUUUUUUUAGUUUCAAA
Messenger RNA from Biomphalaria glabrata, 2176 nucleotides. Its product is annotated as cyclic nucleotide-binding domain-containing protein 1-like. NCBI's taxonomy places the organism in Eukaryota, Metazoa, Mollusca, Gastropoda, Planorbidae. The record is from RefSeq and is a predicted model, not a curated record. Bases 110 to 1654 code for a protein of 514 amino acids. The transcript has 14 exons.